GAAAUAUACGCGUGCAAUCGUGUCGCUGUGUACGAGCCUAUAAAUACAUAUUCACGAGCGGAUGUUGAGGCAUUGCUAAGGUCCACGUGGUCGUGGAUCACGGUGGUGGCAACAGUCGGCCUCCGACCGUCGUCCAAGUGUGCAUAAACGCGAGCCGGUGUGUUUCUCUUUUACGAGACGAGCAGCGAGAGCGAGGAGGAUCGUGAACCGAGGGAACAGGUCGGGACGAGUUCCCUUUCGAAUGGUGUUUUCGUCCCGAGUAGCUACCUUGAGGAAGUAGCGGCCGUUCGAUCGCAGCGUUUGCCAAAAUCCGCACAGUGGCCCGGGUCCGAGCUUCGCCUCGACCGGAGAUCGCGACACGACACCUUCACCUGUGUCCUCGAGUCGUCUCGACGACGGAACGACGAUCCGCUGCUGAUCUUGGCCCUUAAUCGCGAGACUAGAGAUCGGUGCAACGAUCCCUGCCGUUUUUUCCCUUUUUCCCGCGCCCGGUUACGGUGUGUGCACGCGGUGUUGGUGACUGCGGUUUCACGAGUUCGCGACCCGUCAGAUCGAUGAAGCUCGAGUGAUAUUACAGCUGCCGCGUUGGCCUUUGUUCGCGGAUAAAGCGUCUGCUGAUCUAUCGAUCCGCGCGAUUCCGAGGAAUUCAUCGAGCGAGAAAACAUCUAUCGCGACAUCGGCGAAGAUGAGGCUCGACCAGAUCGGACUUCUCUUAUGGAAGAAUUACAUCGUCCGAAAACGUCAGCCGGGCAUAUUGGCUCUGGUAUUCGUAUGGCCCGUGGUCGUGUUCAUGAUCCUCUACACGAUUCGCGACAACGUGGAUCCAAAGUACUAUCCAACUUGCCAAUUUCCUGCCAGGUCGAUGCCGCAGAAUGGCCUGCUCCCAUUCGUUCAGAGUUUCAUUUGCAGCAUCGGGAACCCCUGCGAUCCUCUAUCGGAAUACGAAGAAGUACCAUCUUACAAAAACGCCACUCUAGGUCCACUGAUGCUAGAGUUGCAGCCGAUGCUCGGUAACGAAACGAUUCUUUCGGCUGUCAGCACGUUGCCGCACAGCAUCCAGCUCCUAAAGUCAAUGGCGCAGAUACUCACCAGACCGGAAAUCAAAGCGUUGUUCGAUCGAGGUAUUCGACUGGGUGAUCUGUUCAACAACCACGAGGAGAUCAAGAACCUUCUCAGGCUGCAGGUACCGCAAGCGCGAAAGGAAUUGAUCGACGAACUGUUCGACUCGUCCAUAAAGUUGCUAUACCUCAUCGAGGCAUUCGGUUCGUCUAAUAUCGACGGAGUGAUUUGUUCGCCGGAAAGUUUGAAGAAGUACUUGAUUCUGCCAAACGAGAAAGACUACGCGGAGAUUUCGAAGAUCCUCUGUGACAUCGACUCGGAGAAGAUACCCAACAUGCUCGAGAGUUUGUCCAAGCACCUUGAUUUCUCAGGGUUGCUGGAAAUGGCGGACCGGGUAAUGGCGAAGUUUCGCGACUACGAUUUUUUCAAGGACUUGAAGAGCGCCGUGGAAACGAUCCUGGACCUUGAGAUCGUGAAGAAGUACGUCCCCGAGUACUUGAGGAUACACCAAUGGCUGCCAAAGAUGAUAAUGGUGUUCAAGAACGUCACGUUUAAAGAGAUCGAUCCGAGUUUCGUGCACAAGUCGUUGGAAGUUUUGGAUCCGGUGUUCUCGGAGGAAGAAGACUGGUCUACCGUGCGACAGAUAUUUUUGAGACUGGAAAAGUUACUACAGUUGGCAAAAGGGAUGAUGGAGGGUCAAACCACCGAAUCCACCGACAGUUUCUUCGCGAUAGUGCAACGUUUGUCCAGUACGGCUCGAACCGUGUUCGGGGACAUAAGGAAGACCGAGAAUUUGACUCAAGUUUUGGAUUUGAGCAUUGCCAUGCUGCACGAUGGCGCCCAAUUGACGGAGAAGAUUUUGGACCGUCACACGGACGACUUGCAGCUAUCAGCCGAGAUCAUAGAUGGACUGAGGGAUUUUCUGUCGCAAAAAGUUCUAGCCAUGUUGAGUUACAUUUUAGCCGGCAUGCAAAUUACCGCCAGGUUGCUGCACCAUGUCGCUGUUAUUCACGAGGACGUUCAGUACAGAAUUUACAAUAUUUCCAUAAAUCAUAAAGACACGGUGCAAAAAUUGCUAACAAACGUGGACCCGAAUUUUUAUCGAACACUCGUUAAAUCCUUCUCCAAACUGGACUUCGUAGAGAAUUUCGUGGAAGAGGUCCGGUUCAAGAAUCCCGGUGAUUAUUUUUGCCGAGAUGAGACGAUGAACGAAAUCUUCGACUUCUUCAGGGCCGAGAAGAACGAAUCUAGGUACAUCGAAGAAGUACUGUGCAGCGAUGACGGAAGGAAGUUUAUCUCGGACGUGUACGACAGUUUCGAGCUGAAGAACUUCGAAAGCCUCGUAAGCGACUCUUUGCUAGCUGCCAUCACCAUGAUGUUCAACCAAGUGAUCGGUGUGGAGAAAUCGAACCUGACGUCGGUCGUGAGCAGCACGAAAGAAUUGGUGUCGUACUUGAAGUUACCGAGCAGGCCAGAUCCCGACUGGACUGCCUUUAAAUUUAGCGAAGGAUGGGGUGAAGCUUUCGAAGAAACUCAGCAACAAGGAAGAAUGAACAUCCUGGGUGUCCACUUGAGCAUAGCGAAAUCGAUCGGGUCCACCAGUUUAUCUUACGCGGUUAUUAAAUCUGACCUGUCGGACAUGGACGUACUCGCUGGUAGAAUCCUGAAUCAUUUACGGUUGAGACCCACGACUUGGAUCGGUGAAAUUAGACAGAGGAAGAUGGAGCUGAUUGAAUCGUUCUACUUGACUGUAACCGACAAGGAUAAGGCUUUGAAAAUUCUGGAAUACGACGAUUUCAUGGAUGCCUAUUGCAGGAGAUCGAAUGAGACGACUUUAAUAAAUUUUCCAAAAGGUUCGAACGAAACACUACUGAAAUCAUUGGUUUGCCACGUUAUAACGAUAAUGGAUUCUGAAAUAAGGACUGAAAUAUCGCGCAACGAAUCUACGGAUUUCAACUGGACGGAAUUCAACGUGAAAGUGAUCGAGAUUUAUCGGUAUAUCGAUAGUUUGAUCUAUCAAGAGGAUUCCAACUACGAUUUCGCUCGGUUGGAAAAGUUAAAAGAAGAUUUCCGGACAUCGUGGAGCAUCGAUGUCAGCGUCAAAGACGUUCUCGAGCUGAGCGUAGGUUUGAUCUGCAAGUUCUUCGGCCUGAUACAGAAUCAUCCUUUCAAUAUUCCAACUGAAAUCAAUAAGAUAAACGCGAUUGGCUUGGCGUCCAACGUGAUCUUCAACAACAUUGAAAGGGUUGUUGAUGGAAUUUUGAAGAACAAUCAAACGGCGAAGUUGAGCGAGAUGCUGCCGGACUUGCCGGAGACGACGAUUCUCGCAAGCGCCAUUUUGAGGAAUCUGUCUCCUCUGGUUCUCGACGUGGUCGACAUUAUCACCAUGAAACCUAUUCAUCUCAUAUCCAUUCUGGGCGAUUACAAAUCGCAAGAAAAACAAUGGCCCUGUGUAGAAAAGGAGAGCGUCGGGUCUGCCAUGGAGUUGCGCAGCGGUACUCGCGAAAUAAUACGAGAGAUCGAGAGGAUAUCGUGCAAUCCAGGUUUGUUCAUUCGAGAAUGGCAAGAACAUCCUGUGCUAAAGAAGGCAAGAAGGAUCUUUCAGCAAAAGGACAAGACAAGAUUACCGCCUUUCAAUUGGUCGGAAGGCUACGUAAAUUUUCGUCAACUGGCUAGCAAGUUGGACGAUCUGAUUAACGACGCGAAACAGGUUGUUCUAGAGGAACAACCGAAUUUGUGGGAGCACCUGGAGUCUCUCGUGCCGGAAGUUAAGAGCAUAUUCGACAAGCGAUGGCCGGACGUGCAGAACGAUGGCAGGAGUAUCCUUGAUUACGUUGACAUGGAGUUGGACAAAACGGUGUGGGCUUUUCAAACUUACCUGUCGGCCAGCAAUGUUUGGAGGGAUCGGAACAUGCCCAUUCAAGAUCUCAUUCUCGUGCUUACGAAGUUUUCCUCUCAGGUCCUUCACAAGAUAAUAAAGACUGCAACUAACAUCCUGCGAGAUUUGUCACCGCCGGAUUCUCCGCGAAAGCUGAACUUCUUAGCAUUGUUGGGAUUUUACAAAAGAUCGCCGAUCUCGAUUUACUACUACGAAUUACCCAAUAUUUUGGCCACAUUGAUCAACGGAUUAGACAAUAUGAAUAUCGGUAAUCGGAUUGACACUUUACUGGAGAACAUGUACAGUGGCAGUGUUUCUUGUUCCCAAUUGUUCGAAUGGUGGUCAGAUUCUCUCGUCGGUCUCGACCCCGAACAAUAUAGGGCCCUGAAGAAUUUCACCUGCGACCUUGACCCUGAAAACGUCAAUGCUUACACCGAUUUGUUACUGUCGGAGAGUGAUCUCUGGCUGAAACCUCUUAACAAAUACCGAUCUUACACGUUUACAGUGAUCGGUGACAUGUACGAUUUUGUAACCGAGGUCUCCAAGUUAUACAAGGAUUUAGAGAACAAGGACGUGGAAGUCGAGGUACUAUUCUCGACGGAUUAUUGGUUAAGCACUAUUCGCAAGUUAAAGAGCGCUCUGGAGCUCCGCGGUAAAGAGAAACCGGACUUGAAAAGAAAUCAGAACACCAUGUUACUCGAGGGUGUUACCGAGGGUUUGCUUCACAUCGCGAAUGCGAUGAACAAUAUUAAAACGACCAAUGGCGAUGUCCACAUCUGGGACUUCGUCGAAAGCAGCGACGCGCGCCAGUUGCUGAAGAUCCUCGAUACUCAUCCCGAAGAAACGAUCAUUUUGAUAUCCAGUCUCUAUUCGAGUACCUGGAUCCUGCUGUUAGAUAACAUCGAGACUUUCGAAAAUGUGAAGAAAAUCAUGUGUAAUUUCCGGUUUAACUCGAGCUACUGGUCCACUCCGAAUAGAACUCGGUUCAUAAAUGAAAUUUGCUCCUUCGAUCCUUACCAGUUACUGCAAAGUGUCACCAGUGCAGAGUACUAUGCCUUAGUGAUCCAUCGAAGACGCGUCUUGUCACGACCGAUACAGUUGAGUUCCGCUGUAAUCAAACUGCUGGACGCCACGUUGAGCCUUCAAACAGACGGGGAGUUCAAAAUCGUCGUAAAGUCGAGAAUUUUCAAUUCGACCACCUGGAGGAACCUGUCGAACGAGACCUUGUCCGGGAUUCGAGAAGUGAAUCUAAACAUGGCGAAAGCGACACUAAAGGAGUUAAGCAGAUCGCCUAAGCAGUUUGCCAAAUUGGUCCGAACGAUUCAUGUUCUGGACUUCACGCUCGACUUGCUCGCAGGCGGGGAUGUUUGGCAAAAGCUUCGGAUCGUCUACGAGAACUCGAGGGUGAAAUCUAUCUUGACUCUGAUAGAAGACCUGCCGAAUCUCGUCGUCAGCGGUGUUGACACUUUCGUGAAGUCGGAGAGAUUGAACGAUUUCGUGGAGAAACUCGCGUUUGGCAAGGUACACCCGUGCGACAUCGACAAAUAUUUGAUCGUGCCCAGUUUCGUGAGGAAGAAGGUUCUCUUGUCGAGCAUUACCAACUUCUGCCAGAAGAUCGUUCUCACCGAGAGACAGCUGACUUUGAUCGAUAUAUUGCCCCUUGAUGUGAAGUACGAGGAAGGUCGAAUGGCGAGAAAUCAAUCCAGAGACUACAAUCAGACUUAUAUCUUGGAAACGAUCGAUCAUGUCGAAUCGACUAUGAUACGAGUUGCUUCGGAGGGUUUCAAGGAGCCGAAGAUUCCCACUUGGUGGACGUCCUUCAAGGAGGGCACCUUCGAAGACUUUUUGUCUCGCUAUAAGAAAGAGGAUUCAAGGGCGCUCGCACACUUGGUGGUGAAAAAGCUCUUCACGAUCGCUGGGAACAUUCUGAAUUCCGCUGAGAAUACCGAGGGUUGUCCCUGGUGCGUCACUGCUCCCAUAGAAAUUCUGAAUUCUCAGCUGCAGAACCAUCAACGUUACGCGAAUCUGCUCUGUCGGUUGAAUGGGUUAAACAUAUCAGAGAUUCACGAUAUCUUAUUGAGCGAUUUUGAUUGGAACAAAACUGCCAACAUGGUGAAGGAUUACAAGAAUCUGAGCGUCGAGCGAACCAGAAACGAAUUUAUGGCGAGCCUGGAAGGCACCUUUCAUCACGUGGUCGACAUCAUAGUGAAUUUUCACAACGAGACCUACAAAGAGAAGAGCAACGAGUGUUUUCAUAAAUUCGUAGGACAACCUGCCUAUUCCAGGCCCGGACUGUACGUGACCAUGGCCCUCGGUGUGCUGGACGCCCUGCAGAAGAACGUGUUCAUUCUGGACACGGGCCGGAAUCACAAGAACAUCGACGCGUUGUCCAGAAUGGCGGAGAAGUACGUUCCGAUCUGGAAGCCCGUCCGCGACGUGGUAAAGGCGUCGGACGUCGACGACGUGGAGGCGUUUUUGCCAGGGGCGAUGAUUAACGUGAACGCGGUGCUGAACGACAGAAACGAUUCUCUUUGUCGGACAAAGCCGGAAUGUCGGAACCGGACGAUUUUAUACAACUAUCUGAGCUCGAGGAAAGCGGGAAGAGUGUUCCAGUACGACCCAAAAUCGUCGAGUUACCAUUCCCUGAUGGAGAUCGCCGAUCGAUUGUCUGUUAGCCUGGACCUGGAUCGAAUCGAUCGCGAGCUAAAGCAAUGGCGAAUGGACGCCACGUGGAAUUUAACGUGGCUGAAGGAGAUCCUCAGGCACUUGUCCGUCGUUAUCGCGGAGAGCGGCAAUCUGCUCGACGUCGCCAGUAAAAUAGACUUCCAGGCCCUCUCGAACGUCCUGGAAGUUCCUGAUAUCGUCGAUGGGGUGGUUAAUAUCCUCAAGGAUAAGACGGUGGACAAGCUUUUCGACGGAAUGAAGGAGAUAGUGGAGAGCACUAAAGUGUUCGUCAAGGAUCCAAACGACCUGGACGAUAUUUAUCGAAUAAUCACAACGUUAGAGUCGAUGGAGAUCUUCAAGAAUUUAGGCUUGCUCGACAGGAAAUACGCUAUCAGGGACAUGUUCGACAACUGGGAUAUAGUAAAGUCAUAUUUGGUGGAUAAGAUAGGAAUUUCCAACGAUGUCGCGCUGAUGCUGAGCCAGGCCAAGAUAGACAUGAUUUCCGUUUUCCUGAGAGAGAGAAGGGCUUUCAGUUUGAAGGAGAUCAUUUGUUCGCCGAAGAAACUCAGCGACAUGUUGAAUUUUAACAGCGAUCGUAUCAACGCAGAAGAAGUCAGCUCUACUAUUUGCCAGCUCGAGGAUUCUCAGAGGCAAAACGUGACCAUAACUUUGAUUAAAAAUUUAAACUUCGAUUACAUCUUUAAGACCCUUAUGAGCGCGAACGUAAAAAAUAUAUUAACCAACGCAAAUUUGACGGAGAGGGAGGGGAAAAUGGUACUGGAUAAUCUUGGUGUGGCCGCGGAAUUGUUGCCAUUCUUCAGAGAUAAACUUUCAUCUCAAAUGCCAACGAUGGAAGCUUUGGAAACAGAUGCGGUGGAAGCGGACCAAACGGUUUCCACUUCCAAGUUCCUUCAAGAUUCCAGCGAGAUGCUGUGCGGCCAACCGAUAGUCUCCGAUAACGGACAAUUGUACAAAAUCAUUUCGCAGCUCGAAGACAAUAGCAAAGAAUUCGACAAGAUCGAGCUUGAUUCCCUACCAACCGACUUCUGCCGAAACAGCUACAAGGGUGUAAUCGCUAUGGCUGGCGGGAAAAUAAUAUGGUCUUACGUGAAACCACUGCUUCGUGGUCAAAUCCUUUACGCACCUAACACCACGACAAUCAACGAUGUAAUGACCCUUGCAAACAGGACGUUCGUGGAAAUGGAACAUUUCGGAAUAUUGAUCAGCAGUUUCGCAAAAACAUUAUCCUACUUAGCAAAUCUUACCGAGAUGAGUGACAAUUUAAAGGAACUUGAGGACAUAAUGUCUUCGGACAUUAUAAAAGUCGCGAUUAGGUCACUCAGUGGUGGCAACUUCGAAGGAGAUUUUACCAAUAUGAACCUCAGCGAGAUUUCCUGGCGACUUAAAAGAUCCAAACGUUUGAUAACGAUGGUUGGCAUGUUGAAUGAUUUAUUGGAGUGCGUGCUCGUGGAUCGAAUAAGAGGAUUUCGGUCCGAGGAGGAAAUGGAAGCCGAGGCUCGGGUUCUGAUGGAGACGCGGGAAUUUUUAGCCGGGGUUGUCUUUUUGGAUAAACCCUCGAAAAGGUCCAGCAGAUCCUUGGACCAAGAAUUGCCCGACAAUGUGGUGUACAAAAUUCGAAUGGACGUGGACUACGUGCAAUCCACGAAGAGAUUAAAAAAUCAAUUUUGGGUGCCUGGCCCGGAGAGCAGUUUUAUCGAGCAUUUGAGAUAUUUCAGAGGAUUUGUGCAGCUCCAGGACUCUAUCGAUCGUGCAAUCGUGAGGACGAAGAGCCAGAAGGACCUGGAUUGGAAAACUGUGACCCAACAAAUGCCGUAUCCUUGCUGGAAAGACGUACCCUUUCAAACUACCCUCUACGAGUCUCAAGGAAUCCAGGUUUGUUUCUUCUUCGCGCUGAUGAUGUGCGUCGGUGCUGCUGUCAGACACAUCGUUUGGGAAAGAGAAUCUCAAAAUGCAAUGGUAAUGAGCGUGAUGGGAUUGAGACCUUGGCGAAACACCAUGGCCUGGUUCAUCACCACGUUCGUAGAACUCUUAAUCGUGAUGUUCUCCAUAGCUAUGAUUCUACUCGUUGGGAAGAUUCUACCAAAAUCCGAUCCUUCUGUAGUUUUAAUCAUGAUGAUCGAUUACGCGUUCGCCAUCGUAACUUUCUGCUACAUGAUUUCAACGAUGUGCAGCUCAGCGAGCCUGGCCGCGAUCACCACAGUGGUUAUGUUCUUGCUGACAUUCAUGCCAUACGUCAUUGUCAUUGCUAUGGAGGCCGUUAUUGGUCUGGGGUAUAAGCUCCUCAUCUGUCUCAGCAUGUCCACCAGCUUUUGUUACGGUUGCUUGUACGCGGCCAGGAAGGAAGUUCAAGGGACCGGCUUAACUUGGAGCGCCAUGUGGAAGGAAUCCAGCCCAGGUGACUCGAUGUCUUUGGGUUUGGUGCUCCUGAUGAUUGCCUUCGACGGUUGUCUGUAUGCCGUAAUUGGUUAUCUCAUCUCCAGAUACAACAAUUCAGGCAGGGGCUUUCACGAUUUGAGGUCCCGUAGCUUAUGGUGGGCCGACACACGUUCUCUCUAUGGCAGGCCGAGCUACCUCACCUUCGUCAACAACCUCUAUUUCACUAACGACGUUCUCCACCCUUCAGCCACUUACCAAGACGAGGAAAGCGACGCGAGCAAUUUGACAGUGAACGAGAAGCAAACGGGAGUGAGGUUCGACGGCGUGAGGAAAGUCUACCAUACUGAUCAGGGUGAGGUCGUAGCUGUGGAUGACUUCACGUUGAAGCUGAGCGAGGGAGAGGUGACCAGUCUUCUUGGAAGGAACGGCGCCGGGAAAACCACCAUCAUCAAGAUGCUGACAGGGAUGCUGGCUCCGACCACCGGUGAGAUCUGUUUGAACGCUGAAGAGGGCUGCAAGCCCGACAUAGGGGUCUGCCCCCAGGAUAACGUGCUCAUCGGUACUCUCACGCCCAGGGAACAUUUGAUCUUUUAUGCGAAACUGAAACACCCCAAGGAGGACGUGAAUAUGCAACGAAACGUGAACGAGAUGUUGACGUCUUUGGAGCUAGGCAGACAGGAGCACGAACCAGUGUACAGGCUCUCGGGCGGCACAAAGAGACGGCUCUGCGUGGCUUUAGCGUUUCUAGGCUCCCCGAAGCUGGUGAUCCUUGAUGAACCAGGCGCGGGAGUGGAUCCCGCAGCGAGACGAAGGAUUUGGCGCCUAAUCGAUCAACACAGACUGUCGACUCAUCACUUGGACGAAGCUGAUAUACUCAGUGACACCGUCGUCGUGAUGCACAAGGGAAAGAUACUUUGCACGGGAUCACCGCUGUCUUUGAAGGUAAUGCAUGGCCGCGGAUACAGACUUCUCGUGUCGUUCCCUAUGGAUCAUGUCGGAAACGCGGAUGCCAUUGAGAGGAAGCAACUGGAAACUCUGAAGAGUGCGGUCGAGGAGGUAGUGCCUAACGCGGUGACUAAUGAAGUUUCUGGAACGGAGGUGGCCGUCACGUUACCAUUCCAGGGGAAGAACGGCAUAAAUAAUAACAUCGCGCAAGCUGCCAAGGUUCUCGAGGAUAACCGCAAAAUUUUGGGAUACUCUCAUUUUUCUCUGGAAUGUGACACCUUGGAAAGAGUAUUCUUAGACCUCUGUUCCAGAGCAGAGAAUGGGUCACCUGUCACCACGUCUUCUCAGGAUAGCGUCAUCGAUGUGAAUCAUCCUGUUCACGUGAUGCCCAAAGAUGACGUUGAUUUACUGGACAACGAAUCCCUGAAACCCUCUCCCAUCAGACAGAUGAAAGCGUUGCUGAAGAAACGAAUAUGGCACUUCAGAAAGGACUGGUUGACAUUCUUAGCCGGUCUCCUCUUGCCAACCAUGUUCGUGGCCGUUGCUAUGGGAUUCUCUUUGAUCAGACCUCCGUCCGGGAACGAACCACCAUUGGCCCUCUCUCCGAAAUUAUACGACACUCAUCCGACAUAUUUCUACAGCAUCGAUAAUGGCGCUGAUUCGUUCUUGCAACACGUCUCUCUCCAGCUUCACGAUCGAUUCGGGGAUGACUAUGCUGGCGCAUGGCAAACAUUGCCUAAUGACACAGGUACCUGCGAGUGUCUGGAUGGUCAACAGGUUUGUCAUGGUCUGUCGCAGGCCGUGGAAGGUCUGCUACAAGUGUUACCCGGCAGACCUACUCUGGAUUGGAUAGUAUCGACCCACCAAGAGUACAUAGAGAAAAGGUACGGUGGAUGGUCGUUGUUUCAUGCUAACGAGGAGCCACUCUUUGUCGUCUGGUACAACAACAAAGGUCAUCACGCGCUGCCGUCGUACUUGAGCGCCUUAAACGAGGCGAUCUUAAGAGCAUCCGGCGUGCAAGGUCGUAUAACGACCUUGAAUCACCCUCUAAAACUCUCGAGUGAUCAACUCAACCGAACGACCUUAUUGCAGCACGUAGCUGAUGUCGGUGUAGCAUUGGUGCUUCUGAUCGCGUUCAACUUGGUGGCUGCCCAGGGAUCCAAAGAACUGGUGAGAGAGAGACUGUCAGAGGAGAAGAGGAUUCUCUUCCUGGCUGGCGUCCAUCCUGUCACUUAUUGGACUACCGUAUUAAUUUGGGAUUUCUUCGUGUUCGGUUGCUCCAUUGGCUUGGCUGUGGUGAUCUUCGAGAUCUUUGGACUGUCUGCGUACGUAGCUAGGGACAAUUUGCCUGGAAUUUGCUUACUGCUGUUCCUCUUCGCGUGGGCAGCGUUACCGUUCUCGCACUUGACCGAAAAGGUGUUCGAUGACUCCAGCAUGUCGAACAUGGUCCUCUUCUGCGUGAACACGUUCAUAGGCGUGUCCUCUCUAGCCACUAUCUUGGUACUCGACAUUCUAGGCAGAACGAAAACCGCGGAGGACGUGCGAAACAUUCUGCACAACAUCUUGCUGAUCCUUCCUCAAUAUGCACUGGGCGACGCUCUGGUGCAGAUAUCGCGGAACGAUAUCACGGCUCAGUUGCUGGAGAAAUUUCACAUGGACACCUAUCAAUCACCUCUAAGCUGGGAACUUCUAGGUCUUCAUUACGUUUUCCUGGCGUUCGUUGGCGCUGUUUUAUUCUCUCUCAACCUGGUGGUCGAGUGUCGUCUUCUUCCCAGCUGGAAGAGACAGAGAUGUCCUUACGAGACGACCGAGGAGGACGACGACGUGUUGAUGGAAAGGAUGAGAGUGGAAGGCGGCAUGUCGGACGAUAUCCUGCAAACGGUGAAACUUCGCAAGGAGUACAGAAGCGUUUACGGGACGAACGUAGCCGUGCAGAAUUUAAGUAUCGGAGUGCAGGCGGGAAAAUGUUUCGGUCUUUUGGGCACGAACGGUGCAGGGAAAAGCACCACGUUCCGCAUGCUGACCACGGAGGUGAUACCGACGGCGGGCAGGAUCAUCCUGAAAGGCAACGAAAUCGGCUCAGGACCGUUGUGCAACGGAGAAGUCGGUUAUUGUCCUCAGAGCGACGGUCUGGAUGGUUUCCUCAGUCCGCAUCAGUGUCUAACGAUUCACGGGGAAGUUUGCGGGCUGAGCAACGUUCCCAAGGCGGUCGAGUCAGUGCUGAAGAGACUCGAUCUUCUGAAAUACGCGCACAAGAGGGUGAGCAAUCUUAGCGGAGGUAAUAAAAGGAAACUAUGCACAGCCUUGAGUGUCAUGGCGCCGGUACCCGUGGUUCUGAUGGACGAGCCAACGAGCGGCAUGGACCCGGCCACAAAGGACCUCGUAGCCAAAACGAUUAGGCGAAUGACGAAGAAUCAGAGCUGCGUGAUACUCACCUCGCACAGCGUGGCGGAGUGCGAGAAUCUAUGCACCAGGGUCGGAAUUCUCGCCAAGGCUGGUCUCAGAUGCAUAGGGACGCCGCAGCAUUUAAAGCACAAGUUCGGCGAAGGCUACGUGGCGUUCUUGCGAUUCCGACAGCCAAUCUCGUCGACGGAUCUGAAGAAGGCCAUUGCGAAGUGUUUCCCACAGGCUGUGGUCUCCACGAGGCAGGCCAGCGCGGCUCGCCUGCUGAUACCUCGAAGCCAGGACAUGCCAGUUAGCAGCAGCUUUAAUAAGCUAAAGCUGUUGGCCGAGGAACUGAAAGCCACCGACUACACGCUCACCCAAAGUUCGCUGGAUCAGGUGCUGGUGAAUUUUUCCGAGGAAAUGGACAACGAGAUGGACGGAUCGGUUUACACGCAGAGCAGCAGCAACGUCUCGAAUAUUUAUUCCAGCAUGGACACCAUACACAUGGACACGUUCUGAUAGGUUGCACGAUUCGGUUCCUGCUCGGCUAUCGUUGUGGAUUUGCAUUUUCUAUUUAACACGUGUUUUACGCAGUUUACGGAUCUUUUAACGACACAUAGAUCGUAGUAACUUCUGUGAUAGCUUUACUUUCGUUGUCUAGCGACACGUUGCACGCACGAUAAGGGGUUUCGAUUGCCUGCCACUUCGACAAAGUGCUCAUGAUUAAUUAGUCGUUGAUUUAUACAGGAACGGUUAUCGAGUUUUGAUAUGCAGUUGACGUUUCACGGGAUUGUUUCGCCCGAAAUUCUUUUUUACCCGGGUUACACGUUACGCGUGAUUAAUCAAUCGACGUUACACGCGUUGAUAUUAUUUUACAGGCCGUUAAUAGAUGGUCGCGAACCGUGUACGAUAAUUGUAGCUUUAAUUGUAGCGUAUCGUCUUUUCGCUCGAACACAGAGGCAUUCACAGAUAAGUGCUCAUUCCAUCCGAGAUAAAGUUGGAUCGUGUUGCAUAAAGCGAAGAAAUCAGGUCAACUACUCAAAAAUUUCCACGCGCCCCGAUAAAUGCGUAACAUUUAUCGGCGUUCUUCCUCGCGUGUCGGCACGUUAAUGAAUGCAUCGAUUAAAUGUAGAUAAAAUAUUAUGUAACGUUUCUUAAGAUUUUACUAUUUACCACGUUAUUAAAGAUGUACGAUUUUAGAGUUCCUUAUUAAACGACGGAAAGAAAAAGAGGAAAACAGAUAAAAGAAGGAGGGAAAAACGGAUAAACAAUUGCCCGAGGCACAUUUCGCGAUAUCCGAUUCGUCGAAAAUACCGAUUUCCGAAAAUUCUCCGAUAUCAGCCGGAAAAAAUAGCAGCAAGCUAACAUUGAGCAACGUCAAACGAUAUCUCUGGAGUGUAAUUGAUUCCCAGCAAGCGAGUACACGUUCCUGAGGACAGGCGCGCGUAGAUGGGUGAAAAAUUCGUGAAAAUCGAUAACGCCAGGUGGAACUGUGUCGUAACGGUUACGUUUAUCCGCGCAUUUUAUUUAUCGAUUAUGUGCCAGUAAAAACCGGUAUGCGCAGCAACGAUGGUUCGGUACCGCGC
Eufriesea mexicana is the source of this 13914-nucleotide messenger RNA. RefSeq names its product lipid droplet defective (gene ldd). Bases 686 to 12847 code for a protein of 4053 amino acids. The record is from RefSeq and is a predicted model, not a curated record. Gene Ontology annotation, biological process: lipid transport; transmembrane transport. Gene Ontology annotation, molecular function: lipid carrier activity; ABC-type transporter activity; ATP binding. The transcript is spliced from 50 exons. Gene Ontology annotation, cellular component: membrane; intracellular membrane-bounded organelle. Lineage: Eukaryota; Metazoa; Arthropoda; Insecta; Hymenoptera; Apidae.